UUCACAACCGCUGACCUUUGCAACAGCUAUUCACACAUUGUUACCCCGUGUUACAGAGAACACUAUGGCGAGAAAGCGGACGAGUACAGAAACCUGUGGGGUGCAACUUUCAGUUUGCUAUAAAAAGGUCACACCGAGCAGGAGACCGAGAACCAAACAGUUCAUUUGCUUCUGCACUGGAGCCAUCCUAAAAGCCAUCCCUACCAGUGGAAGUAACGAUCUUGUUUGUCUGGAUGUAACCAUCGCUGAGAUGAUUAGUAAAAGCAGCCUAUCUGGAAAAACCUACUCGGCUGAAUACACCAAGUUCCAAUCAUCUGAAAUAAAAAUUGAAAUUCAGGAUAAACUCAGAAGGACGAUGAUGGUUUGUCUGGACAAGGACUGCAGAAGAAUCUACAAAGAUGUUGUGAGCAUUGAAGUGACCCCCACCUUGGAACCCGGGAGUUGCUUACAAAAACUCCGGACUUUGAGACUCUCCCAGAAUGAAAAUAUCGGACUCACAAAAUACCUGCAACUCCCAAUCAACACCUUUUCUGGUGCCCUGCAGUAGGUGCCCUGCAGCCAACUUUAUUAGAAGUUUAACAUUAAAUUGUGCAACUGAGCAUCAAUCAAGAUGGAAUUCACAUCAGCUAGGAAACGGGAUGAAAAUUCACCAGCAAAGAAUCUGCAAGCAGCAGAGAGAUGAUUUCCUUCAGAACAAAAACUUUUAUCUGGAUGAGCUUUUAUUUGGGUAUUUAAAGGGGUGUCAGUAUUUAUUUCUGCUGCGAGGCUUUCUGUCAAUUGUUUACCAGAGUUUCAACAAAAGUCAGUAAACGUAGGUCAAAAUGGUUUGUCCACCACACACUGAGUUCCAUUGGAACAUUUCCCCCCAUUGGGUUUAUAAGCACAGGCGUACUGUGGACCUGCACUUCACUGGAAAUGCAGGGUAUCUGGCUUUGGGCUUCCCACACUAAAAAAUGUCUCCCUUUUCAGUUGUUGAUGUAAUUUCAUUCGUGCUAUGGGAAAGGAGCGCUGUAAGGUCAGUUCCUGUACUCAGCGUAAGAGCACUAAACACAGCGACAGAAGUGACAUCAGUUUAUUAAUAAUAAUACUCCUUGCAUUUGAUAUAGCGCUUCAACAUGUC
Molecule: messenger RNA, 1120 nt
Organism: Callorhinchus milii (elephant shark)
Lineage: Eukaryota; Metazoa; Chordata; Chondrichthyes; Chimaeriformes; Callorhinchidae
Product: phosphoinositide 3-kinase regulatory subunit 6-like
Exons: 5
Coding region: 65-547 (160 amino acids)
Biological process (GO): positive regulation of MAP kinase activity; G protein-coupled receptor signaling pathway
Cellular component (GO): phosphatidylinositol 3-kinase complex, class IB
Molecular function (GO): 1-phosphatidylinositol-3-kinase regulator activity
Source: RefSeq, a predicted model, not a curated record